AUGGUGCCCAGGCUCUUAUGUAUUUUCAUUGCCAAUACAUUGGAUACUUCUGCCUUCAGAAUCCAGCGUACGGGAAGUGCAGGUGAAAGCAGUAACCAUCAAUGGCCAAAUCCUGGUUUAGAACAUUCCAGUGUUUCUUUCUUCUUCUUUUUAACACAAAGUCAUUCUUCUUUUUUUAUGUAGAUAAUUGCCACGAUCGCACCGUGCAUUUCAGGUCCACUUUUGUACUGGCGGGAGAACCAGUGGUCCUCAAAUGCCCUCCUUUGAGAUACAAACAUAUGGAUGCUUUUGAUCAGCCCUUGAAUCUCACCUGGGGGAAAAAUGGUUCAGCAACAAUUAUCCCUGCAGGAUACAGAAAAACAAGAAUACUCUUACAAGAUGAUGCUCUUUGGUUUUUGCCAGCUUCCAGUGAGGAUUCUGGGGAGUAUAUCUGUACUCGAAGGUAGGCAUUCUAAGGCACAAGACUGUUAGCCUAGGCUACAUAGGGUUAACCAGAUAACAUGCAUAUUCAUGCAUCACUGAAGACUUACUGGCAAUGGAUUUACAAGACAGAUCUGGGGUACUGUUUAUCAAGUGUUGGAGCAGGUAAUAUACAUUGAGAAGUAAGUGUUCUUUAGAGCAGAGACUAAAUGCAUUGGAUUAUUUUUUUUGCUGCAACAUAUCUGAGGCCAUCUUCAUCCACAUAACUUCAGUGUACCAAAGGUACCAUAUUGUACCCAAUAUUGGUGUGUGUGGCAUGUGGCGUGCAUACAUGUCAUAUGUGCGACUCGCAUCUUCAGGGGGAGGCCAAGCAGGGAGCCCAACAUGGAACAGCUUCCUCUCUCGCGCUCAGGAGGAGCCAGCCAUUGAACUGUGCUGUGCAAGGCCUCCUCUACCCCCUCAACAUUAAGGGGACCUGAUCCCCUGCCAGCAAAUAUUAAAGGGGCCAAAGACCCCUCUGUCCCCAGGAGUUGGCACACUUCAGUAUAGCUAUUCUUUCAUUUCUAAGAACAAGGCUCAGAUCCUAUAACUGAAGCUUGGUGUGACUGUCACAGGAAAACCAACUCCCCCAAAGUCACUGUUGCAUUAUAAUAAUGUUUAGCUGCAUUGGAUCAUGUGGCUACUUCCAACUCAGGCAUUAUUGUUCCUGAGGGAAGUGCAGCCCUUGCAAGAGAAGAAACGACAUGUUACAUCCAUCACCAAUACAAUGUGAAGCCUAGCCACAAGAAGAUAUGGCUCCUCAGCUCUGGACAUUAUUAUUAUUAUUUUUAAAUGGCAGUCAUAGAAUGUGGAAGUGACUUACGCUUCCUUUCUUUGGCACCCUUGUUUCAUGUGUGGAGUGAGGAGGACAGUCAUGUUUCUCCCGCAAGGGGAUGUCUUGAACUCUGUGUAUGUCUGGCACUACGAGGGAUGCGGGUGGCGCUGUGGUCUAAACCACUGAGCCUCUUGGGCUUGCCGACCAAAAGGUCGGCGGUUCAAAUCCCCGCGAUGGAGUGAGCUCCUGUUGCUCUGUCCCAGCUCCUGCCAACUUAGCAAAGAGAUAAACAACUACCUGACAUUCAGAAGACAUCUGAAGGCAGCCCUAUUCAGGGAAGUUUUUAAUGUGUGACAUUUUAGUGUAUUUUUGGUCUUUGUUGGAAGCUGCCCAGAGUGGCUGGGGAAACCUAGCCAGAUGGGUGGGGUACAAAUAAAUUAUUAUUAUUAUUAUUAUUACAGUUUGAAAGCAUACCAGUGCGAGUAGAUAAAUAGGUACUGCUGUGGUGGGAAGGUAAAAGGUGUUUCUGUGUGCUCUGGCACUCAUUACAGUGUCCCGUUGCACCAGAAGCAGUUCAGUCAUGCUGGCCACAUGGCCCGGAAAGCUGUCUGUGGACAAAUGCUGGCUCUCUCAGCCAGAAAGUGAGAUGAGCACCGCAACCCCACAGUCGUCUUUGACUGGGGUCCUUUACCUUUUUUUACCUUUACCUAUGCGUGUGGCACUUUGAUCCCCCCCCGAUAAUUUCUGCUGAGAGUGAUACUGACGCUGUUGAGCCUGAUAGUGACGAAACAGCUCUUACACUACCGCUGUGCAAUAUUUUAGCAGUCUCGCACAGACAGAAAAGUGUCCCAAGGUUGCUCAGUAGAGAAACACAGAUGUGCUCAGUGUCCUGUGGCGUUGCAAUGUACUUGAUACCAGAAGUUACUCCACUGAGUGGAAAGAGACAUGUGCAAUGAAAAGUAUGCAAGACUUCCAGUGUAAACCUCAGGGGGACUGGCAUACGUGCAGAAAGAGGUCACUUAUUGCAGAGGAUAUGUAAAUGAUUUUUUCGGUGAAAAAGUCAGCGGCUCAUGUCGUUUUCUUUCAUAAUGUCAUUUCCAUUAUAAUGCCUCUAUAUUAAUCCCACAAGCAAAUUCAUCUGGAAGAUAUUAUGUCCAAAUGAAAAAUCCAAGUCAGUUCCUUGCCAAGUAAUCAUGAGCAGAAUAACAUACACCUUUUUCAGCCCAGUCCUCAGGUUGCAAAGGACUUGCCUUUAUCACAAAUGUAAAGGUAAAGGUAAAGGGACCCCUGACCAUUAGGUCCAGUCAUGACCGACUCUGGGGUUGCAGCGCUCAUUUCGCUUUAUUGGCUGAGGGAGCCGGCGUAUAGCUUCCGGGUCAUGUGGCCAGCAUGACUAAGCUACUUCUGGCAAACCAGAGCAGUGCACGGAAACGCCAUUUACCUUCCCACCAGAGCUGUACCUAUUUAUCUACUUGCACUUUGACAUGCUUUCGAACUGCUAGGUUGGCAGGAGCAGGGACUGAGCAACAGGAGCUCACCCCGUCGCGGGGAUUUAUACCGCCGACCUUCUGAUCAGCAAGUCCUAGGCUCUGUGGUCUAUCACAAAUGUAGGCUGGUUUAAUAGUUACAGCUUUUGCUCAAGGAACAGGAAACAACAAUUUUGUCAGGGCUUCUAAGGACAGAAAAUCUAUGUGCAAACUAACUUAUUUUCAGAAGUUUCUAUACCACCAAUAUUAAGAAAAAAUAUAUGGUGAUGAACAGCAUAAAAUCAACCAUACAAUUACUUAAAAAAAGAGAAAGAAUUAAAAUACAUCAGAAAUCAGCUUGAAUUGUAUAUAACACAUCAAUAUAGCUGGAUCUUUUAGACAAUGUACAAACCUGGGGCUAUUUCAAACAUUACACCAAAGAAGGGCCCCCAUCAGGGAACAAAUUCCAUACUCUCUGCAGUUGGUGACCUUGGCUUCUCUUCUGCCUCAGAUAAAAUAUUUUAAAUGUUUAAUCUAGCUUUUAAAAAACAACACACACCCUGAGCUGUAUUCAAUGGUGGCUUUGCAUUACAGGACUGUUUAUUAGUUUUUUUAAGCAGAUUUUUCCAACUGCAUAUAUUCCUCAUCAGACACUCCACACAAAACAAAACAACAAACAAAUCAAAGGAACGCAAAGUGUGCAUUGCUUACACCCUGGUGGAAUCUAGACACACAGAUAUAAAAUGCUGUGAAAAUUCUUUAAAAAAAAGUUUUGAAAAUAUAUAUUGAAUUUGCCAUAAGCUCACCAUUGCCAUCUAGUGCCACAUUUGUAUAAUGCACUUAAAACACACUUAAAGCAUUAUAUUUGCAGCUGCAUAGCUGAGUCCCCAGUAUCCGUGGCAGUUUCUCCAUAGGAGUCAUAGGUCAUGUCUAUUAUACAGCAUCUAAAGGGCAACCCAAUGGGCCUUGCAUUGAUGUGAAUCCUAUCUCUGUGACACUUACACCGGUGAAAGGGCCACUGGAUCAUUCUGAAGGUUAUCUGUCUAUUGCUGCAGCCUGAUCAAACUUGUGCUGCCAAUAUCAGUACCUCUCAAACAGCUGGGCUUCUCCUAUUUUCACCAAGAUUGUCAUUUAAACGCAAGUCAGCUGAUGGCUUUAUUGAUUCCUUUUAUACUGAAGUCAAUAAGGCAGAUUUUCAGUUCUGGCUGUUUAGCUCACAAGAGGAAGCAGGACAGCUCCUGAGUCCUGACAUCAUAUGGCAGAGGUUUUCAGCCUUUUUGAGUCCACGGAUCCCUUGACCAACUACAGUGGUACCUCUGGUUAAGAACUUAAUUCGUUCUGGAGGUCCUUUCUUAACCUGAAACUGUUCUUAACCUGAGGUACCACUUUAGCUAAUGGGGCCUCCUGCCGCCACUUUGUGAUUUCUGUUCUCAUCCUGAAGCAAAGUUCUUAACCCGAGGUAAUAUUUCUGGGUUAGUGGAGUCUGUAACCUGAAGCGUAUGUAACCCAAGGUACCACUGUACAUUCUUUCUGUGGCACCCCUGUGGGCUCAGGAGCCCAGUUAUGUCACCCCUUGCCUGCAGAGCUGGCAGCCCCUCACCCUUUUUUCAAACACCCUCCCUUGUGGAGUGUUCCCUCAGCCUCCUCUCCCCUCUCCUUGGGAGUCCCCUGGGCAGCUGCUGCUGGUCUUUGAGCUGCCCUCCCUGCCCCAAAGAGAGCUGCCCCCCAGAGGCAACAUUCCCAGGUGGAGCUUAUUGCCUUGGCUGCUGCAACAAACAGCCACACAAGCCUUUGAGAGGAAGAUGCGAGAGGGCAUCAGAAUAGGGAGGGGAGGCAGGAAAGGGGGACAGAGGCCAGAGUUGCCCGCAGCACCCCUGACCAUCAUUCAAGGCUCCCCAGGGUGCCAUGGCACCCCGGUUGAAAACUACUGCCAUAUGAUAUUAUUGUUUGUGUGUUUGUCGAGUUAGACGUACAGGACACUCAUCUGAGUAAAAAAGGGGGUGGAAAUGAAGCCGGUUCCUGCCUACAACAUCCCUGUACAGUCUCUCUCUUUUUUAAAAAAAAUAAUUUUUAUUAACUGGCCAAUCAAAUCACAUUAAUUCCAAAUCACAUUAGUUCCAAAUUAUACAGCCAAAUUUUUAAAAUUUUGUUGGGGGUACCCAUACUUCGAGCUCCGAAAGGGAUCCAAACAUCACUCUUGCUGCUGCUUUAAUUACACAGGUCUGUCCAGUUCUGUCCAGAUAGUCUCUUUGUUAUUUUCCUCAUCUUCUUGUUGUUAUCAUAUAUUCCUUUCUUUGUGAUCUCUGAUAAUCUUCACAAGUGGGUUGAAAACAAACAUAUCCUGUGUGGAUUUUACACUCUCCAAGAACCAUAUCACAUAAAGGACAGAUGCCAUUUCCACACCUCCGUCAAGAACAUUCCCACAGUCUGUCCGUUGAUUUCCACAGGCCUGCCAAUCUGUAUCUCAGGGGGCCCUGCCAGGUCAAAUUCACAUUCUGAUGACCAUGGUCCUCCUCCCCCUCGUCCUCCUGUGGGCAGGCCUGUCUUCAAGAAUCUCCAUUUGUAACUGCGUCACAAAGCUUUCUUUCCAUUCCCGAUGAUUCCCACCAGUCCUCUCUUUGAUCAGUAAUUCAUUUCCACACAGUAUCCCUGUACAGUCUCAGAUACAAACCUUGGCUUGUGCUUCUCCUCAUGAGCAAGGAACUUUAAACAACAACAACAAACAGUCUCCAGCAGCUAAGGAUCUCUUCUGUCUGUGAGUGUCUUCUUGCUCAGUCCUUCAGUCCUGGUUCCGCUAACUUGUUACUGUACAGUGGUACCUCAGGUUAAGUACUUAAUUUGUUUCAGAGGUCUGUUCUUAACCUGAAACUGUUCUUAACCUGAAGCACCACUUUAGCUGAUGGGGCCUCCUGCUGCUGGCGCGCCGCCGGAGCACGAUUUCUGUUCUUAUCCUGAAGCAAAGUUCUUAACCUGAGGUAUUUCUGGGUUAGCGGAGUCUGUAACUUGAAGCGUAUGUAACCUGAAGCAUAUGUAACCUGAGGUACCACUGUAAUGGCUUAUUGUUAGUUGUCUCUCAGGUUAGAGAAACAUCACAAGACAGACCUCUCCCCCACCCGCUCUUUCCUCAAGGCUAGCAGUGCUUUGUCCUUCCUUCCCAAACAAUUUUCUCAAUUUAUAGCGGCUGCUGCACAAGCUCAGGGAGACUUCCUGACUGACAGCUACUCAGCUUAAAAGACAGAACUGUCGGCUGAGGCCCACAGAGCUUCUAGACCAGGGGUCAGCAACCUAAGGCCCAAGGGCAACAAUCGGCCCACGAGGGUCAUUUAACCAGCCCACAAGCUGCCUCUGAACUGAGCCGGCUGCUCAGAGAGUCCCAAUGUGCUGCGCUAAACCGGCGCAGUGCAGAGUGGGGACUCACUUUUGUGGCACUGAAAAUCAUGUCUGCGCAGGAAAUCAUGGGUGAGCAUGGGAUCUGGCCCACGGAGGGAUCUCUGCUGGAGUGAACUGGCCCAGGCAAGGUAGCCCUUGCCGACCCCUGCUCUAGGCAAAUAACUUGAUGCCCCAAACCUAUUUUGAUAUUGCCAGGUAUACUAAAAUCUUAAUAGAUUUACCAAAAUAUGUCUAUAAAAUACUUUCUAAUUGUCUAAAAAUACAUUUGAAUGAGAUGUAUCUACUGAUAUUUGUCCUUCUGCAGCUUAGCGCGCACACACACACACCACAACAAAGCAGAAAUAAGCUCAGUACAAUUUGUUCCUCCUGUCGGGAAGCCAAUCCAAUCCAAUCCAACCAUAUUGGCACUUGUGUUCAGUGUGCUCUGAAAUCAACAGGGUGUCUGUGUGUGGUUCUGUUGAGGUCCCUCAGCUAGAGUAUUUUGUAUUGUCUGAAGAAUCAAGUUGCCAACCAAUGAUGCUUUUUCAGAGGGCGGUGAUUUUAGUGUCCUGUGUGUACUUAAUUGUUCAAAAUGGUUAAAUCUGAAUAAUAAAAAGCAGUGGUGGGUUAUGGUGCAAUGAUAAAUCUUCCCUUGUUGUGUAUGAAUGUCGUGUUUCUUCUUCUCUCCCCGUGCCCAUUUGCCCUCCGCCUGCAGGAAUUCUUCUUACUGUGCUGAUGUGUCUGUUCAUCUCACAGUUGUGGAGAAAAGCGCUGUUCGAAAUAUUUCCUAUCUCCAGAAGGCUUUCACAUUUAGUCCUGGAAAGGUUGUCUGUCCCGCCUUGGAGAGUUUUGUACAAAAGAAUACAAACUACGAACUCAAAUGGUACAAGGUAUUAUUAUGGGUAAUUUCUUCAUGGCAGUUUGAACUUGGACUUCCAGUAUCCAAACCCACAGGGGACUAUCAUCUGCAUUGCACUCAGAACGAAAGGCAGAAUAAUAUAAGACGCUGACAACAUGGUAGAAAUUGCACAGGGUCCUAUGCUGGGUUAUGACAUGCCUAAGCCCAUUCAUUUGAAUUGCCAUCUUAGUGUAAUUGUGGCCAACUCUGCUAAGGCCAGGGAUGGGGCUGCUAUGGUCCUCCAGGUGUUGCUAGAUUUCCACCAUCUGCAGCUGGCAUGACCAGGGGUCCAGGAUUAUGGGAGCUGUAGUUCAACCACAUCUCAAGGGACAUAAAUUAACCAUCCUUAGCCUAGGAUCAGAUUAAUCAGCUGUAGCGUUGAAAAAAGACCUUAGAUUAUGGUGGCCUGCAGAUGUGCUCUUGAGUUAAAGCUUUGAUACAAUAGCCUGAAAGUUUCAUUAGGUUGCUUUGUUUGUAGAAUAUUUGCAUUUAAGAUGACAAGCUGUUUUCGCAAAGAAGAGGUCCAUCAUGAGCUCCCCCCCAACCCCCCCCCAAAUGUUCUUUAUGUUUAGAGGCAGCAUAGCCUAAGGUUACCAGAUGUCCCUGUUUCCAGGGGACAGUCCCCGGAUUUACAAAUCAUUCCCCAUACAAAAUCCUAUCAUUCCUGCUGAAGUUGAAAAGUGUCCCUGGAUUCAUUGAAAAAAAUCUGGUAACCUUAGCAUAGCCCUGAACAUCAGAUACUGAUGCCAAAAGAAAAGGUUGUUGCCAUUGUGCCUUGGUUAUGUCCAGAAGCAUGUUAGACUCAGAGUGCUAGACUAGAUACAACAUUAGUUCUGGUGCAAGAGAACCAUACUAAGGUGAGGCCAAAGCCUGAGGCUAUUUUGUUUUUUUGGAACUGCCCAGCACUUAGUUUAGUUCACCAAAACUAAUUUCCUCCUUUUUUCUUGAUUAAAGCCAUCCACUCUGUCCAAAUUCUAAACUAACCAUUUUUCACGUGUAAAUUUUAUUGAAUUAUGAAUGUGCAUGGUGCACAUUUAAUUUUGACACUAAUGACUUGGUAACUGGAGGGCAGUAGUUCUGAAAUCCUGCAGAGCCCUGCUAAAUUUAUCUGUAGUUUAUAGCCCUUUCACCAGAAACCAGGUCUGUCAGCAACUGACUAGACCAUGAGUUUUUAUUUAGUGAUAAUAGUGUCUGGCCAAUAAUGGAAAGUGAAACCCAGUAUCACAAUAUCAUUUUACAAAGUUCUUCUGGAAUCGUGCCAAGUUAACUUUGUGAUGGAGAACUAUUUUGAUCAGGUUCGCCUGAGGAAUUUGAUCAUUGCUCAUUCUGAUAUAAACUGACCUAAUCUGCAAUUCCUGGACUGACUAAUGUAUGGAUCAGAACAUGCCCGUCAGAUCUCACACUUCUCCAGGUGCUGUUGACAUAAUUUUCGAUUCAAUAUAAAUUAUCAGAACAUGUUUAAAGAUACAUAUCUGGAGAGAAAAUGAAAUGCAUGUUUUAAGAGAAAAUGCAGUUGAGAACAAGCACUUAAAUGUUGAUUUUUGUUCAGAUUUUUAAUAAAUAAAUAAAUAAAACAUUAAUGCACAUAUGGGAUGGAAAAGUUUUCUGGGUGAACACAUGUGAAAGUGAUAUGGACCAGAAACGGAGGCUUGUCCUCAUUUAAUCUAUCAUUGGUUGAUCAAUACAAUAUGGAAUUUUCCACUUACGCUGCCACUACAACAGUUAGUCAUUAUUGUGUAACCGUGUGGCUUAUUGCAAGACUUUAACAAAGAGCUCUCUCCUUUCCUGGCACCACACGGAAACUGAAGAGAGUCAAAGUGUAAACCAAAUCAUCACACUUGCAAACCCUGCUUAGUUAAGGAAGCCAGCUUCAUAAUCCAUGGUUUGUUUGUUUUUUAAGUUGGCCUGUUUUGAAACUGGUCAGAGCUUGUUUUAAACCACUGCCCUUGGUUUGAAUGUAAUAAACCAGGAUUCGUGAAAAUGAAAAUAACUCUUAUUCCGACUCUGUGGGGGGAGAAGGAGGGGGAAAGGUGUGAGUCUGGUGCUUACUGCAAGAUCCUCUGUGCUCAUGAACACAGUAAUAAACAGUGGCAUUUAAGCUUUAUGUGGACAUUGUGUAUAAAAAGCUUAUUUGAGGCACUUUUCUGCUUUGGAAUCUGUCAGGAAUCAGACCCCUGCCGCAGUCUUCCCAGUGUUUCAUGGCCUUUCCCAAAUGCCAUCAUUGCUGCAUCAAUGGAUGUUAAACUAGCUCAGUGACAUUAAGAAUUCACUGAAAAAAAUCACCUUAAGACUUCUUGGCACUGAAGCAUUGUAUUUCGCCACUAAAUGUUCCGCUGCCCAUUUUAUUUGUGUACUUUUAUUUUUUUGUUUCUAGGACUCAACACCUUUGGACAUUGACAAUAAAAAAUUUGCUGUUUUGAAGGGCACAAAUUAUCUCAUCAUAAACUCUGUGUCCUUGGAUGAUUCAGGCUACUAUACUUGUCAGCUGACGUUUCGGCACGAAGCGGGACAAUAUAACAUCACCAGGACCAUUCAGUUAGAAACACUGGGUAAUGUUUACUCUUGAACUACUAAAGUACGCAAUGAUGAGCAGGACUGUACAUACAGAUGAUCCACUUUCCUUUGCUUAAAAAAAAACAAAUUUGGCAUGAAGUAAACUUUGAAUUUUCCACAUGGAUCAAUUAUACAAAUGUGCAGAUUGUUGAAAUAUGCGUAGCAAGGAGUCAUUGCUCAGAACACAAGCUAUGCAAACGAAAGGUUAAUCUGUGGCAUUUCUAUGCAAGGCAGGAAAAGACUGCAAACCUGGAGAGCCAUUGCCGGUCAGUUUAGACCAGAGGUGGAGAACUUAUGCCCCAUGGACCAGAUGCGAGCCAUGGGGCCUCCCCAUCUAGACCCUUACCGCUCCACAGGGAGUUAUUGAGACUUGAAAACAGUUCUCUGUUGUCACUAAAAGAAGGCUACAGUGGUACCUCAGGUUAAGAACUUAAUUCGUUCUGGAGGUCUGUUCUUAACCUGAAACUGUUCUUAACCUGAGGUACCACUUUAGCUAAUGGGGCCUCUCGCUGCCGCCGCGCCGCCGCCGCCACGCGAUUUCUGUUCUCAUCCUGAAGCAAAGUUCUUAACCCGAGGUGCUAUUUCUGGGUUAGCGGAGUCUGUAACCUGAAGCGUCUGUAACCUGAGGUACCACUGUAUUUUUGAAUCUCCUGUGUGGGGCUGAAUUUUAUUGUAUGGGGUCACCAAUGGGAAGGAAGAGGGUAACCCUCUUCUCCCCAUGUAUCGUCACAGCCCAAAACACUCUUCUGUUGAGGUCAAAAGAAUGUCUCCCUCAGGGUCAGAAAAGUUGCCCAACUGCAGAUGCACGGGAUAUGCACGUCCUGACUCUAAAACAGCUUUCCUAGGAUGUAUUUUGGCAGCGAAAGAAAAGACUCCUACUCUUUCUCAUCAUUGCAACUGCCAAUUGCUAAAGCCCCGAGCUUAUCCAGCACAACAUUCCAGCUAUUUGCUUCCGAUAAGAGCUUGAAAUCGUUUCAGAAGAGAACUAAGAUCGCUGGCUAGUGGCCAGUGGAAGUGUGAGGAAUUCACAGCCUUUGUGGGAGGUAGAAUGCUUGUGGCUUAAAUGCCUCCGCUUGCAAAACCGAGUAAUUUAUGCCAAAAGAGAGCCCUGGGAGGUGAUUUCCAUUAGCUCGGGGAAUGCAAUAUUUAACUAAUAGUGGGAAAGGGUAGACAAAUACACCUAUCUCACUUUCCCCUUUUUAUUUUUAAAUUUGUACAGGUUUCUUUGUCUGCUGCUCUGUUAAAUAAAUAUAGAUAUAUAUGUUAAAUUACCUGUUAGUCAGUACACAGGCUGACCAGCAGGGGGUGGUAGUAUGCUUAAUGUGUUUUCAGAUCAAUGUAAGAACUGCACAUUCUUCCCCCAUUUCAAUUCAUUUUAAAGAAGCUGAGAACCUCUGAAAAUUUCACAGAGCAAAGAGAGAGGAAAGAGAGAGAGAGACAAGAUCUCUGAAUGCACUGGAAUUCUGGUCGAUGUUCAUUCUGGUGAUAACAGUUACAUUUCAGCCGUGCCUUAUUCUUUUGAGAGAGGUUACUUCUUUAUCCUGGUAAAUAAUGGAAACUAUUGCUGUAUCAGAAAAGCGGAUGUAAUUCUCUGCAACAUCUUUUCUCUGAACUCUCACUAGCCCAAAAGAAGAGAAGCCGACCUGUGAUUGUCUACCCAAAUGAAAAGAUUACAUUAGCAGGUCUCGGUAAGGCCAACAAUUUAUUCAAGUCGUUUCUGAAAACAAAGUACCAUUACGUUACAAAAUAAGAAUUAUAACUCAGUUUUAAAUUUCUUACCAGUGGGUUUAAGUACUAUAUUAGUUCCAACCAUAAUAACAGCUAAUGGUGGCUUUACUGACUUUGCUAUAAUUGUGGCAGAAUUAAUAAUGUCUGUUGCAUCCUGAGGAGUAUCCACAAGUCAGCCUUUUGCGAACAGGGCCAAACCAAACUUACACAUAUUGUGUCAUGUCAUGAUUUCCCCCCCUGCCCCCCUUGUUCCUUCAUGUCUUCAAAACUGAGGAAAGGAGUGGAGGAGCUGAACCUUUUCCUUGCCAGUUAUUUGGGCAGAAACCAGGCUGGUGUGAUUUUGAUUGAACAAACAGCUGGCCGGACAUGGUGACCACUCAACCACCUGUGGCUUCCAUGUAUUUUAAAACAAAUGGAACAAGUACAACUUGAAUACAGGAAAAUAGGUUUUUGGCUCUAAUUCUCCUUAUCCAGGGAUCUUUCGAAACUGAAGUUCUGUCUAGGGGUGGUGUAGGGGUCUAGGUGUUAGAGCUCUUAGCAGAUCACCCUCAUCAAACUACAAUUCUCAAGACAUUUUGUUGCUUGCACUUGCUUUCUUCUUUGGACAACACUUAAAAAAGUCUUGGCACUUUGUUCCUCUACCAUGGUGUCAAAUAUAUGGUCCAUAUCGUUGUGAGAACCUAUGCACGACACUUGAAGUAGAAAAAAAGAUGACAUAGGUGUAGUGCAGAAAAGAGUGUUCUGUAUGUUUGGGGAAAAGUCAUCAAUAUGGAACACUUAUUUCUUCUGUUUAAUAGCUAUUCCGGAAAUGUAAGAAUGUGUGUGCUCUUUGGAUAAACCAGUUUUGCGAAAGAAAUGAAAAAGCCACCCCCACCCAUUAUUAACCUAAAGGUUUUCACCAGACCUCCUACCAAAAUCUUUUUAUUUCUAUUAAAUUUCUAUAUUGCCCUUCAUUUGAGGAUCACAGGGUGGUUUACAAUAUAACAACACUGAAAUGCAUACUGUUAAAAAAGAAAACAAUACUGUCCGCCCCCCGCCCCGGCACAGUUUUAAAAGGCUAUAUAUUGUUUAAUUAGCCAAAGGUUUGGGAGAAGAGGAAUAUUUUUGCCUGGACCCUAAAGAUAUGUAAUGAAGGCACCAGUCAAGGCUCCCUGGGGAGAGUGUUGCACAAGCAAGGGGCCACCUCAGAAAAGGCCGCUUUGGUCCUUGAAGUAUUGCAGUCCUGAGCGGUUUAAGGCUUCAUAGGUCAAAAAUAGCACUUUGAAUCAGACCUGAAAACUGGCUGCCAGUUCAGUCAGGCCAGGAUUGACAUUAUAUGCUCAUACCAUCUUGCCCUGUUAAGCAACCGCUGAAUUCUAUACCACCUGAAGUUUCUGAACCAUCUUCAGAGGCAGCCCCAUGUAUAUAACACAUUGUGGCAACCUAGAGGUCAAAAGCUGGCUGGGAUAUGGAGCCCAGAACCUGAUCUGAGAUGUGUGCUUGUCUACAAGCGGUCACAUAUACCGGGUCCUAAGAAGAAUUGAUGCAAGUUACAGGGACUCUGGGUAAUUUGAACCAAGAACCUCAUGGUCUGGGUGCCUAGCCUAGUGAGCUACCAUGGAUUCUAUGUGAGCAAGUCUUCAAAUGUAGAAGGAAAUGAGGAUGUCACCAUGACCUCUGCAAUCGAUAGGCAGUAGGUUUCUAGGUUGGCCUCUACUGUUGCUAAAUCUAGGCUGUUUUUUCAUCUUUUUUAAAAAUAAUUUGUAUUAAUUUUAAACAAAUUGUAUCACCAGUCAGACAAUUUUACAACAACAUGUGUAAUUUUCUUGCAUCUUGCUAAUCAUUUGGACAAGUACAGAUGGUAUGUAUCAAAGGGUUCACUGUGUUCUCAAGACUAACUUGGCAUAUUUGCAAAAAAAAAGCGUUGAGGAAGUGAUUGGUAUUGCUAAAUAUUUGCACGAGUUUGAAAGCGAUUUCCUUUCAAACAAAGCAUAUAUUUUUAUUGUGCCUUCAUGGGAGAAGGAUAUUUUGUACCUAAUGCCCUGUGAAGACAGGGCCAUCUCCGGCUGAUACUGUGCUUUUGAAUGAGAUCCAGCAAAUGUCAUUAAAAAACCCAAAAACUUCUCUGCAGCAAUAAAAUAUUCCAUGUGCAAACAAGUACAGUGACUCAUGCUAUUCUAGGCUAUUGGAAUGUUUGCCUUAGUCAAGAAGGAUGUGGUUAAGCUGCACGUUGCUGGCUAGCAUAAAUAGAAAGGGUCAUCAGCUAAACAAGCUUGACUCUUAUUGCUUUAAUUCUGUAAGAAGCUGUUCAGACUCUGCUCAAAAACUCACUUGCCACCAGCAUCUCUUCCAACUCCUCUUUUUGGGAUGUUGACUAAAUAAGUGUUUUUAUUUUGAGGCUUCAGGCAUCUCUGGGAAAUAUUGCUUCUGUGGGCUGUUGUUGCUCAUCCGGGGGAUGCCUGAGGUAUUUCACUCAGCCAGGACAAUUAUCUGUCACUUUUGCCUUGAGAUUGUUGGGGUUGGUUGCAUUUUAUUGAUCCUAUUAGAUUCUUGUUAGCUGAUGAUAAAAGCUCUGGAGUGUGGCAGUUGUUUAUUGCAAUGCUCUAGAGCUGAUCCACCUAUUUCUUGGUUCCCCUACUAGGCUGGAUGAUUGGUCAAAAAAGGCUUGGUCAAAUGUCGCCAAAUAAUGCUCAAGUAUGGGUUAAACCACAGAGCCUAGGACUUGCUGAUCAGAAGGUCGGCGGUUCGAAUCCCCGUGAGGGGGUGAGCUCCUGUUGCUCGGUCCCUGCUCCUGCCCACCUAGCAGUUUGAAAGCACGUCAAAGUGCAAGUAGAUAAAUAGGUACCGCUCCGGCAGGAAGGUAAACGGCGUUUCCAUGUGCUGCUCUGGUUCGCCAGAAGCGGCUUAGUCAUGCUGGCCACAUGACCAGCUAUCUGCGGGCAAACGCUGGCUCCCUCGGCCUAUAGAGCGAGAUGACCACCGCAACCCCAGAGUCGGUCACGACUGGACCUAAUGGUCAGGGGUCCCUUUACCUUUUACCUAUUUUUAAAGCAUUCUUUUUAUUAGGACAUUCAGUGCUAUUUUCCUAGAAAAAAGAGGUGCUAGAACUCACCAUGAGUGCCUCCUUUGUUCUCUUAUAAUGGUGAUACAUUUCUUUUGUUGUGACCCACCCUGAAUUGCUUGGUGAUGAAAAGUGGAAUAUAAAUCUUAAAAAUAUAUGAAAAUUGUAAGCUGCUGUCUAUACUGUGGCAUUCCUGGCACCAUGCAGUGUUUAACGACAAUAUUUGACUGGCGUAUGCCAAGUGCUGAACUGGAUGCCCAAUAUUUGCAUUGGAAGUGGGCCAAGAACCAAGACAUUUGCAACACUUUAAGUGUCCACAGGUAAUCAGACUCCAGAAGAAGUGGUGUGAGAAUUGUAUUUUCUUCUUCCACCUGUUUUACUAAAAGCAUUUACAUUUAUUUACAUGAUAAAUAAUGACUAAUUGCUUCUCUGGGUAGACUUAUUGGUUUAUUUAGUUCAGUUUCUAACAUACCUUUCCCAAGGAGUCUGAUUUGGUAACAAUUAGAACAAAGGGCAUACAAUAAAAACAAAAAUACACCUACUUAAUCCUGGCCGUUGAAUGUCAGCUGAAAUAAGAAUGUAUUGAGCUCUUCAGAAGACUUAAGAAUUAAGGAGUGGUGAUAUCCAUUAUUGCUCAACAUAGUACUCAACAUUUGUUUGUUCUUACUUCCAUGUAUCCUUUUAAAACUAGGUUCUCGACUGACAAUGAUAUGCAAAGUGCUUACUGGAGAAAGCAGCCAUUUUUAUACUGAGGUUUGGUGGCUAGCCAACAAGACUUACAUUGGUAGGCUUUAUCAAAAGGGCAGAGUUACAGAAGGAGAACGUCAGUAAGUAUUAUUACGCUCACCCCAAUCUCUGAGCAGUGAGAGGUGCCAACACAUACCUUGGGUUUAGUUUCUUUAAAAUGGAGGUCACUUGAGAUAGCAGUAUCUUUGGGAUAUGUGGUUCUAUUUACACAUAUAUACACACAAGAUGAAAAGGCUCACAGCAUUAACAAAUCUUGCUCCUCUGUUAGGUUUCUAGCCACUACCGCCCUGCCAUAGCUUUGGAUUCAGCAAUGAAAAGGAAGCGUCUCUGUGUCUCCUCCCAUCCCAAUUCAAUAUGAGGCCGACCAUUUUUGUGUAGUUCUCUUACACUUCAAGGGACGUAGGUGGCGCUGGGGGUUAAACCACAGAGCCUAGGACUUGCCAAUCAGAAGGUCGGCAGUUCGAAUCCCCGGAACGGGGUGAGCUCCCGUUGCUCGGUCCCUGCUCCUGCCCACCUAGCAGUUCGAAAGCACGUCAAAGUGCAAGUAGAUAAAUAGGUACCGCUCCGGCAGGAAGGUAAAUGGCGUUUCCGUGCGCUGCUCUGGUUCGCCAGAAGCGGCUUAGUCAUGCUGGCCACAUGACCCGGAAGUUGUACGCCGGCGCCCUCUGCCAAUAAAGCGAGAUGAGCGCCGCAACCCCAUAGUCGGCCACGACUGGACCUAAAGGUCAGGGGUCCCUUUACCUUUUUACUUACACUUCACUUUGGCAUCACCUCCAGCUAGCCACCUAACUGUAACAUCAUUUAGCUCACCAGCUUCUCCACAAGAAUAUCAUGGAGGACUUUGUCGAAUGCCUUACUGAAAUCAAGAUGUGCUACAUCCCCAGCAUUCCCCUGAUCCACCAAGUCUGAAACUCUAUAAAAAAAAAAGAAAUACGAUCAGUCAGGCAUAAUUUGCUUUUGAGAAACCCAUGCUGGCUCUUCGUAAUCGCAACAUCCUUUUCUAAGUGCUCACAGACGGACUGUUUAAUUAUCUGUUCCAGAACCAUUCCUGGUAUCGAUGUCAAGCUGACCAGUCGGUCAUUUCCCGGUUCCUCUUCCCCCUCCUUUUUAAUGCCUCCAGUCCAUGGGGACUUCAUCUGUUUGCCAAGAAUUUUCAACGAUUAUAGACAGAGGCUCUGAGACUGUAUCUGCGAGUUCUUUUAGUACUCUUGGAUGAAGUUCACCAGGCCCUGCAAAUCUUAAUUUAUUUAUAGUAGCUAUGAGGUCCCUAAUACCUGUUUCCCUAUCUUGGGCUGCAGCUUCCUUUCUACAUCAUUUAUUAUAUUUUCACCUUUAAACCGCAUUCCAAUCAGAUUCAGUCACCAUAGUAUACUUUGUGGCUGAAUGAGAAUAUGAAUCUGCAUUGUCCUGGUUUUAGUCUGAAAGUGCUUCCAGACAGGUGGUUAUUGUGGGAUUGGUGCUCCUCCUGCAUGCAAGUUUUUUGCAGGGUCCGUAUGAUGUUGUUGGCAUCAAAAUGGCAGCCCAUAUUCCCUCCCAUUGAAUCUGGAUUUUUUCCUUCCUGGGGGAAAUCCCAAAAGUUUGAGCAUGCCAAUACCCUGGUUGCAGUCUGGAAGUCCCCUGACACACUAACAACUGCAUUACAAUGGUUCACUACUGAGAUCCUGUCAAACCCACUUUUCUUACUAUUUUGAAUUCAAAAUCAGGGUGUUGCAGUGAAAUGAACGUAUUCCCAUGUGCUAUAAAAUGCUGUGCCCAUAGUUAUGCACCUCGCCACCCACGCACCACACAAUGCUAGACUAAAAAAAAUAAAAUCAAAUUACAGUGUUCUUGAAAUGCUAUCAAUUAAGAAAAAAAUUACUGUUACUAUAAAUUACUGUUUCAUUGUUUUAGGGAACUUGUAGAAAAUGAUGAAAAUUACAUUGAGGUGCCCUUGAUUUUUGACCCUGUGAAAGAAGCUGAUUUCAAUACAGACUUCACAUGUGUUGCCCAUAAUAGUCUCGGGCAUGAAAUACGUGCAGCACAAGUAAAGCAACAAGGUAUGUGUCUGUGUACGAAUACUAUUAUUGUCCUACUUGUUAAUGUAUGGUUCAGCUCUGCCAGAUGUUACCAGGGUUGAGAACCUGAUUGUGCAUCAUGGCUGCGUUGGUAACUGCAAAGAGAAUAUCUAAUUCUUCCAACUCAAGAUAGGGCUAGGGUUAACCCCUUGUUUGAAAGCCUGGGGGGUGCUGUCAGUCAGUGUAGACAGCAUUUGGCUACAUGGAACAAUUCUCGGACAGCAUAAGCGUGUUUGUUGGGCUAAGAGAGAGUGGUUCCACGAGGUACAGCGGUACCUCGGGUUACAAAUGCCACGAGUUACAAACUCCACUAACCCGGAAGUAGUACCUUGGGUUGCGAACUUUGCCCCAGGAUGAGAAUGGAAAUCGCGCAGCCGCAGCGCGGCAGCAGCAGGAGGCCCCAUUAGCGAAAGCGCGCCUCAGGUUAAGAACAGUUUUGGGUUAAGAACGGACCUCUGGAACAAAUUAAGUUCGUAACCCGAGGUACACUGUAUUAUGAAAGAGGGAUCAAGGAACUCCCUAUCCACUUUCUUCAAAUAUGGCUGGCGUCUCUUGGAAAUGGGAUAUUGGGCAAGAUUAUACCGUAUUGGCCCGAAUGUAAGCUGCACCCAAAUAUAAGCCGCACCUUUAAAAUUGGAGGGGGGGGGAAGAAAAAAAGAAAAAAUACCUGAAUAUAAGCCGCUCCCUUCCUCACUGCUCCUGGCUGCAUACUGGGGGCGGGGCGGUGGGGCAGCCGCACUGUGUUGCUGGCGGCCUUUCCUCUUCCUUGCUCUCUCCCUUCUGAAUUGGGGGGGAAAGUGAGGCUUAUAUUCAGGCCAAUACGGUAUUUCCCCAGAUCUAGCAGAGCUGCUCUUCUUUUAUGCUGUUAAACAUUUUAACUGAGUUUCUUCCAUUUUUCUUCCUCAAAUGUCAUAUGACCUUUCUGAGAAUUCAAUACUCCAUUUGAAAUAUGUGGGCUUUAUGAAAUAACACCCCUACUUUUUUAUUUAGGCUUUGCAAAGUUUGACACCAACUUUUAUUUUAUUUUUAUAGAACGCGAUACGUCUUGGUACUUGGCGCUCAUUCCUGUGGCUCUGGUUGUCGCGAUUGCGGGAGGAGUGUGCCUGCAUAAAUGUUGGAAGAGAAGAUCAGCAAGGGGAUAUAUUGCAACCAAAUCCUAAAGGGCAAAAUGUUCUUCUUUUAGCAUAAAAGCAAGCCAACAGCUCAGUAAUCUGCUCCAAUAUAUCAAGAAACCUUUUGGAUGAAAACAAAAAUCACCCAAGACAUUUUGCUGGCAGAGGCAGAAAAGCCUGAUGUAAUUUCCCAUGGUGG
Molecule: messenger RNA, 18400 nt
Organism: Podarcis lilfordi (Lilford's wall lizard)
Lineage: Eukaryota; Metazoa; Chordata; Lepidosauria; Squamata; Lacertidae
Source: the annotation of a GenBank genome assembly